CGCCGAUCGCUGCAGGCGACUCGGUCUCUUAACUCCCGGUGCAGAACCCCUCAUCCAGUAUCGUUCUCUAUCUGCUCCGAAAGCCAGGGUUUCUCUCAGGCUUUCCCAUCUUUGAAGUCUUAAUCCGGUGAUUGAAUUAUGAUAUCUUAAUUCUUUUGAGUAGUAAUCGUUCGUGAAUAAGUGGAUCAUCCUUGAUUUUAUCUUCUCCAAGGUGAUCCACAGCGAUUGGCGGGUUCCAUGGCGGGCCGCAAUGCGCGUGCGCUGAACCAUCGCAGCAGAGAGACGGGUAGCUCUCUGUCAUCUGCUAACCGGAGUCAUAGGCUCCAGACGGGUAGGAGUACAACUACGGCCGCAGCAGUUGUGCCAGCAAUGGAAUACUACUAUGCCAUAAUCGCCACCGUUUCGGGGCUGUCUAUGGUCCUGUAUUGGAACACACUGGGCGCAGAUUUCGCCUAUGAUGACAGCCGCGCCAUCAAGACAAACCAAGACCUCCUACCAAGCACCCCCAUUGGCCAGCUCUUCUUCAACGACUUCUGGGGCACCCCACUUACUCACAGCGGUUCCCACAAGUCUUAUCGUCCUCUAUGCGUUCUCACCUUCCGCCUGAACUAUGCCCUGGGAGGCUUCGACCCUUGGGGCUACCACUUCUUCAAUGUAGUCCUCCACACCCUCGUCUCAGCCCUAUUCACCCACUUUGCUUCUGCAAUCUUCUGCCACAAUCCCUUGCCCACUUUAGUAGCAGGGCUUCUCUUUGCUGCGCACCCCAUCCACACUGAAGCGAUUGCCGGGAUUGUGGGCAGGGCAGAUGUAGGAGCUUGUCUGUUUUUCUUGUUCGCUUUGCUAUCUUACAUGAGAUACUGUAAAUACAGGGAUAAAAAGGUAUUUCUUUAUGCCUCUGUUGCAAUGUCUGCUGCAUCCAUGCUUACUAAGGAACAUGGCGUGACCGUACUCGUGGUAUGCGCUGUGUAUGAUCUGUUUGUGGUACAUCGUUUACACCCAAAGGAUUUCCUGGUCAUCUUUAAUCAGAAAAAAUAUGGUGCUCUUCGAGAAGGUCUGUUUCAUUUGAUUCUUGCUGCAAUUGGAUUGAUUCUCGGUCGCUUCCAUCUCAUGGGUAGCAAAGCCCCAGAUUUUGCCCCAGCUGAUAAUCCAGCUUCAGAUAAUGCAUGCAUGUUGACGAGGGCUCUCACUUUCUUCUACUUGCCUGCCUUCAACUUCUGGCUGCUUCUAUGCCCCCGAUGGCUGAGCUUCGACUGGUCCAUGGAAGCCAUACCACUUAUCAAAAAGCCCUGGGACACAAGGAAUAUAUUCAGCGCUUGCUUCUACGCAUGCUGUUUGUACUUCCUUGUGAUGAUCUUACGUUCACUGUCAUCGCAAAGAUCGAGUGCUCUAUCAGGUAAUCAUGGCUCAUGCAAUUGUUCUAGCUGCUCCUGGAAUCCCAGAUUGCAAUUCGGAAGGCAGUACUUCAGGAGCAGCUACAAACCUUCUUCUUGCGUCAUGGAUAAUAAUAACCUCUUACUAGGUAAUGGGCAAAACAGGGCAUCCAACAAUGUUGCCAAUGGAAACCCAUCAGUACAGUGCAGAUCAUCAUCGGUGCCCAGUACAGAUUACUACUGCUACAGUGGCCAGCACAACCACAUGGACGCUGUGAUAAUGGCCACAAGUUUGUUGGUCUUUCCCUUUGUGCCGGCCACGAACUUAUUUUUCUAUGUAGGAUUCGUAGUGGCCGAGCGUGUACUGUACAUACCCAGCAUGGGGUUCUGCCUACUCAUUGCUUUAGGCUUCGAUCAGCUAUACAGAAUGCAGGACAAAUUUACCAGGAAGAAAAUUCUUUUGGGAGUUUUCUGUACGCUGCUGGUUGUCAUGUCUGUGCGGACCGUGCGUCGGAACAGGGAUUGGUGGAACGAGGAGAAUCUUUAUCGUUCAGGAAUCCCCAUAAAUCCACCAAAGGCAUAUGGAAAUUUGGCUAACAUUCUGAGCUCUCAAGGAAAGAAGGCUGAAGCUGAGUGGGCAUAUAAAAAAGCUCUUUCGUACCGAGCGAACAUGGCGGAUGUACAUUACAACCUGGGAAUAUUGCAACAGGAACAAGCACGUUACGACGAGGCAAUUAUCAGCUACAAAUUAGCUAUUCAAUUCCGUCCCAGGCUGGCAAUGGCACACUUGAAUUUGGGAUUGGUACUUGGAAUUCUGGGAAGAAGAGAAGAAGCUGCAGAUGUCUAUCGUCAUUGCGCAGAACUGGACAGCAGUGGAUUAAAGGACCCUAAAAUGCAUGAGACAACAAAAAUAUCGGCUCUUUUUAAUUUGGGAAGGCUAUAUGCAGAUAAUGGCUCAUAUGAUCGCGCCAUCGAGGUGUAUCAAGAAGCUGUUGAUAAAAUGCCUCAUCAUUAUCAACCGCAGUCUUUGUACAACAUGAUGGGUGAAGCAUUUUUCAAACUAAAAAGAUUCAAAGAAGCUGAACGUUGUUACCAACAAGCUCUGCGUGCAAAAUCUGACCACAUACCGGCACAUCUAACUUACGCGAAACUGCUUUCUAAAUGGGAUCGUCAUAGGGAGGCUGAACAGUGGUUUUUAAAAGCAAAGGUUAUUGCUCCGAACGAUUCGAGUGUUUUUCAGCAUUAUGCUCAGUUUCUGUCCGAAAACGAACGGCAUGCUGAAGCGGCGGAAAUUUACAUACGAGCAGCGGAAUUGGCUCCCGAAGAAUACGAGAUCGUUUUCAAUGCAGCAAACGCGCUGAGACAAGCCGGCAGAAACGAAGAAGCAGAGCAUUAUUACAAAAUUGCUGUGAAAUUGAGGCCACAUACGGUGACAUGUUGGAGCAGUUUAGGAGCUAUGCUUCAUACCAAUGGCAAGCUUCAAGAGGCCGAAGAGGUAUAUCUCGAGGCUCUUCGACGUGCACCAGACGAUACUACAACUCGUAUGAACUUACAGAAGCUUCACACCCUAAUCGCACCUAAAGGGUCGAAUAGGAGGUAGAACUUCACAUGAUGAAAUUAUUUUGUUGUUCCGAUUAUACGUGUUUCAGGUCUCUUCAAAUCCUUUGAAGGCCUCAUGUUUCAGUGUUUGUUUCAUGUUCCAGUGUUCUGAAUUAUACAAGCAUUUGUCGUCUGUGCAAAAUCUUGAAGAUAUUCCACUAACAACUGAUUUGAACAACUGUACAACUUUCUGUAACAGCAGUUCGCGCUGGUCGCCAUUUUGAAAGAACAUAAAAACAUUUGGCGCCAAAUAUUUCGCCGAAACUUGCUACCUUAUCGCCAAUAGCUGUCUCCCGAGUUUAAAUUUCUCGUAGAAUAGCAAUCUUCUUUAAAUCCUAUUAAUGAUCAUUUCCCUAACUUUGCACGAACUCACUUGUAUGAAAAUCCCAUUUUUGGGGGAACUUAAUGGAACUAUUCUGAAUUAUUUCAAAGACUUUUAUUUUUGAGGACGGUGAGAAAGAAAAUGUUCUCCAUGAAUUUUAUUUCAAGCACACAUAUUUCUUUCCUUUUAUUUUAAACUAAAAUAAAAGUAAGUAUGUAAAAACUGAAAUGUGUGUUAAAAUUUCCACAUGCGGAGCUUUAUCUAAAGGAUUGUUAUGAAAACAAGAUGGAGCUGAAUGUCGAAAGGAUGAAUUAUUAUUUAUGUACUUGUAAAUAGUUGCACGUAUAUAGCGUGUAACAUACUUAAUUUUAGUGAGACUUUUAUGUUUAUUUUCAAAACUUUGAAAGAUAUUCUGCUUGGUGUAUAUAUGAUAUUUUGCACAGAAAAAUGAAAUUCUUAACAUAUUUGUUUAGCAAUAUGAAGUUAUACUUCGUUUUAUACGUUUUUCACCAGUGAUAUUUUAGUUCUUUAUACGUAUAAUUUUUUGUUAACCCGACUUUAGAUUUAAUGUCUGCUCGCCAAAGUUGAAUUUUUUUGGGGGUGAUUCUUCGCUAAAUCUAACUUUCACACUUUUUCAUCGCCGUUUGCUACCAUAUUUUGUAACCAUCCAAGAUGGCGGAUUUUCAGCAAGUUUUUGAAAUGUUGGCAGAAUUUUGUCGUGCUUGGCGAGAAAUCCUGCAAUCAACCCUAAGUCUUACCUUCUUUAUUUCUGCUUUUGCAUCGUAUGAGGACCAAUGAUUAAUAUUUCGAAAUGUAGAUAGUUAUUCUCGGAAUUCGAUAUCCUUUUAUCUGUAUAUGAUACAAACUGCCCUCAAUAUUGAUAAUUAGAUCUAUUCUAAGCUAAAAUUGCUGUAGUAUGUUUCGCUUGCAUGAAGAUAUUUUCGUAGUGGAAUAAUGAGAAAUGGUGAUUCCUUAAAAGUACAGACAUUCCAGUAUAGAUAUUAAUUAGAAAUGAGUGACAUGGCUGUUAAAUUCAUAAACAGUUCUCAUUUGUGUUAAUGUGAUUUCUUUAAAGAAAUUUUGGCAAAAAAAAAUGAUUCGUGGUUGUCUAGAUGAAAAUGGAUUUGGAUAUAUUUUAUAGAUACCUAUUCACAAAAUUAUUUCUAUAAAUUUAUUCGUUAUUAUUUUUUUGAACGAUGUUCAAUUUAUUACAAAAUAAUUGAAGCAUUUAUUUGUGUUUGAAACAGAAUACGAAACGAAUCAUUACUUUAAUAGGAUUUCAUUAUAAUAAUACCUUUAAAGCAUUAUUUUUAACGUUUUGCAUAGUAAAUAUAUGCUUUUGCAUUUAAUAUUUUAUAAUUUACUAU
Messenger RNA from Argiope bruennichi, 4658 nucleotides. RefSeq names its product protein O-mannosyl-transferase TMTC2-like (gene Tmtc2). Gene Ontology annotation, molecular function: mannosyltransferase activity; protein binding. Bases 238 to 2970 code for a protein of 910 amino acids. Gene Ontology annotation, biological process: protein O-linked glycosylation via mannose. Gene Ontology annotation, cellular component: endoplasmic reticulum membrane. NCBI's taxonomy places the organism in Eukaryota, Metazoa, Arthropoda, Arachnida, Araneae, Araneidae. The transcript is spliced from 15 exons. The record is from RefSeq and is a predicted model, not a curated record.